Myxocyprinus asiaticus (Chinese sucker) is the source of this 4326-nucleotide messenger RNA. Its product is annotated as putative nuclease HARBI1. The coding region runs from base 1080 to 2228 and encodes 382 amino acids. The transcript has 2 exons. The record is from RefSeq and is a predicted model, not a curated record. Lineage: Eukaryota; Metazoa; Chordata; Actinopteri; Cypriniformes; Catostomidae.
UUCAAACACACUGCGUUUACUCGAAGCGGCCGUGUCUUGUUUUUACGUGUGUUUUGCGGUAAAGGUUUGUGUUUUUAAAUUACAUCAGCGUGCAGUCAGACGCACAUAUUCACGUAAUGCAACAGAGCUGAUUUAAUUAACGAUUGGUCGUUAUUCCACCCAAAUAUACGGGAAUGUUCUAGGGGUGGGAAAAAAUAUCCAUAUGUUAAAGGAUCGUGAUAUUUUUCCUCGUGAUAUUGUAUCGAUAUUUGCAUGCCAUAUAUCGAUAUUGUUAUUAUUUACAUUUUCCACAUUAAUAUUGUGGUGAUGGGAGAAAUUUUGCCAAAUUGAUCUAGGAAUUCAACAAAAGUCCCUUAGGAGCAAUUAUCUUGCAUUACACAUAAUCACCCUCCCUUACUAAAAUGUAUCACGAUUUUAAAAUAGUAACAUUAACUGAGGUAUUUUGACAAAAACGUUAAUAUCAUAUAAAACAGGCUAACCUUUUAGGUGAAAUCUAUUAUACUUUUGUGUACUGAAACUGUUGUAAUAAAUAAUGUUUUUUUUAAAAAAAUGUUUAGGCUACUAUUGCAUUAAUAAAUACUAUAAUUUAUUUUAGAAAGACUAUCUACAUCGACAUAACCUCAGAAAUAGGGAGCCAUUAUAGUCUUAUACGCUUAUGGUUUUGCAUUGUACAUAGAUGUUGGGAAAUAAGCUGGCCUUGAUUUGUAAACUGGCACUUUUUAUAUAAAUUUAACAAUGCAUUUGAUGAAGACGAAUGAGAAACAUUGAGUGAAAUAUCGCAAUAUGUCAUAGUUUUGAAUCGCAGUACACCAAAAAUAAAGAAUCACAAUAACAUCGUAUCGUGACCUAGAUAUCGAUAUUAUAUCGUAUCGCCAGUUACCUUGUGAUUCCCACUCCUAGAAUGUUCAUGGAUUACCUAGAUCCAGAAUGAUUCAACUCAUUUAGACUGAUAGUUUAUCGCCCAGUUCGCUCGUAGUCUUACCACUGUAUACUUGAGCAUACAUACAUCACAUUAUUACACAUAAAUAUAUCGUUUUCAUAAAAAAAUAUUUAGAGAGAGUUGACACCUGCUGCUCAAAAUGUCUUUGGCCGGAGCUAUGUGGUUUGCAGUACAAGAUGAUUUAUACAGUGCUUGUAAUGAUACAACAACAACAACAUCCAGCAACAGCAGCUCAACACAAGCAAAGCAUCCCAUUCAAAACAUUGAGCCAGUUCUCGCCUCUGACACACACACCCUUCUGGACCGCCUCGACGACCGAUUUCUGUCCCAGUGUUUUCAUCUCAACCGACAAUGUCUGCGCUUCAUCGUUGAUUUCAUCCAGGCCCGUUUAAAGAAAGACGUAUUUGCAGCAUCCCACAACCUGAGCUCGUCAGAAGCCAAGAUUCUGGCCACACUUUCUUUCUACGCACACGGAUCUCUGCCCUGCAAAGUGACCGAUCGGCUGGGAAUCGAUCAAACAUCCGCCGGCGAGGCAGUGAAGAGCCUCACCAAACUCUUAUCAGACAUGAGCCCUGACUUCAUCACCUUCCCGUACAGUUAUAAUGACCGCAUGGGAGCUGCGCAGGCCUUCAAGAACAUCAGCGGUAUCCCGCACGUGGUGGGGGUGUUGGGCUACCUGCACGUAAAGGUGACCCCUCCGCCUGGGGAGGAGUACAUGUAUAUGAACAGUCUGGGUUAUCAUUCCGUCAUGAUGCAAGUGAUCUUCGAUGUGGAUGGAAAUCUAUUGAGUGUCGAGCAGUGCUGGCCGGGAGGAACUCCUGAAGACAGUGUUUGGGCGAGCUCAGACAUUGGCAAACAAUUCAGCACAUUUCGACACGGCCAUACGUGGGUUUUAGGUGGCAGAGGUAUGUUUGGUGGUGGACAUGUGUUGACCCCCGUUGACCCCUCUCGCCUCAAAACCAACGCUGCACACAGAUUUAACAAAGCACACGCUCAGGUAUAUGGCCGCAUGCAGCAGGUGUUUGGCAGUCUGAAGAGUCGUUUCCAGUGUCUGCGUGACUUCGGCUCCAUUCAGACUCUAGAGUCGGUGGCCUGCACCAUCACAGCAUGCUGCGUUCUGCACAACAUAUCUAAGAAGUUCUCAGUGCAGUUACCCUGGGAUUUUGCCAUAGAGCCACUGCACCCUCCAUCAGAGGUCAACUACACAGCAGAUCCGCCGUACAACUACAUGCAAGAAACUAAAGACGAGAUGAUAGGAAUGUUUUUCUCUAGUGCAGAGGACAACUGAGAAGUGCAUGGAGAGACAGAGAAUGACACAUGCAAACAAACGUCUGUGACUUGGACUGACUUGUUUUGUCUUAGCAGUUGAAUUGGAAACACUUUACAAUGAGGUUGUUUACAUUAGCAUUAGUUUAAGGUAUAGUUCACUCAAAAAUAAUGAAAUAAUUUUCAUUUUUGGGUGUACUAUUCAUUUAACACAUUAAUUAACAUGAACUAACAAUGAAUAAUACUUCUACACCAUUUAUUAAUCAUGGUUCAUUUUCAUUUCUGCAUAUACCAAUACAUUUGUAACAUAAAACGUAUUUGUUCACAAUAGUAAAUCCAUUUUGAACUAACAAUGAAUAGAGCUAUAUUUAUAAAUGAACAUUAAUCAAGCUAAUUGUUAGUCAAUAAAUGCUGUAAACCUCAUUGUAAAGUGUUACUGUUGAAGUAGUAGUAGUUAAAAAGGGACAAGAAACCAGAACGUAUUUCAGUUUAGACGUUUAAACUGUGGACUUCUAUAUAUGAAAAAACACAAACAAAUGCAUGCCAAUGCCAGUUUAUUAUUCAUUUACAUAAGCUUUAUUCAAUUAAAUCAAUAAUCAAGUUAAUACAAAAGCAUUUUUCUGUCCACAAACUACGCAAAUAAAAACAAUGUUUAUCUAGUCAUCUAUGGAAGGCUUUAACUUGAACUCAUAUUAUUUUACAACCCUUACAAAAAACCGAUUGUAAUGGCACCAGGGUAUCAAAUGAUAAUAUCCAUGUUUUUUUUUUUUUUUUUUUUUUUUUUUUAUCAUUAAGAUUUGAGAUACAAAUUUCUAAAGGGAAAAUGUAUAUUUUAGGUGUACUGACUGGUCACAAUUUCCUUUAGGUUUUUCACAAUUUUUAAACACCUUGAGUAAAUAUUUCAUUUACUCUUGAGUUAAUAUGAGGUUAUAAAUGCUGUAUGCACAAUUUUCUGUAAAAAUGCAACUGCAAAAUAUAUUACAUUCUAAAAUGAUUAGCAAAGUGCUGUUUAAAAAGUUAUAGAUGGAGGAAUGCAUAUCACACUGCAGGACCGCAUGUCAGUAUAUUCGUGUAUUAUGGUAUUUACAUGGUAUUCCAAGGUAAGCAUGUCAUGGUAAGUGGUACAUGUGUUUUUCAUAGUCCAUGAUGUCUUUUGAUCAACAUAAUUAUAAAUAUUGUGGUUCAGCUACAGAAUAUAUACUGUUUCCAGAAUAUGAACUCAAAGGUUUCAUUAAGUGCUUAGCAGAUGCUUUCUUACUAAAGUGCAAGGGGCUUAAUCACCGUUUUUAUUGUCUUGUAAAUACAUUAAAAGUACCAGUGCUUCUGACCAAGUUGUUAAUAAUAUAUAUAUAUAUAUAUAUAUAUAUAUAUAUAUAUAUAUAUAUAUAUAUAUAUAUAUAUAUACUUAAAAAUAUUUAGCAACACGCCGGUCUUUCAGAUUGAUAAUACCAAAUAGACCAAUAGGUUUACAUUACACGGAAGUGGUGGCAAAAAUGUUGAAAAUGUACAAAAAUGAAUUAUUACAGGUAUUUUAUUAAUUCAUAUCAUUAUAAUAAUUGUAUAGCUUUUUUUUUUUUUUUUUGGUGUCGUAAUUUAAUUUAAUCAUAAAAUCUAACUGUUGCUGGCAGUGUUUGGGGUAAUGCGAUAAAAGUAACGCGUGUUAUAUAAUCAUAUUACUUUUUUGAGUAACGAGUAAAGUAACGAAAUAUGUUUUAUUUUAGACAAUAUUAUCUCUGUUACUUUUUAAAUAAAAUAACACGUUGCUUUUGUACACCUCUACUGUCCCUGUAUUGCGAGAAAUUAGUAAAGGAGUAAAAGUGUGAAACUUCGGGGAGUGCAUGAUUGACAUUGUAUUUCUAUAGAGUAGGAGGCCAGAGACUAUUUAGCAGAGAGAUGAGUCACUUCUAUUUAAAUGAAUCGGAGAAAAUGGAACACCCAACCAAGAAGCCCUAGCACCCAACAGUCAAUGGAUGUAGAAAGGAAGUCCUGCCUUUUAGGUAAAAGAGCCAAUCACCAUUUGGAUACUGUAAUAUGAGGUUGUGUGUAAUGAGUUUCAGGUGUGUAUGAUCACAUGGUCCUCUUAAAAGAGGUGUGGUUUGAGAAUAAAGAUACACACAAUA